UAUAACUCGACUAGUUCUUAAAACCCAAGAAUUAUUGGGCACUUGAUUUCUGAAGAGUUGGUAGUCUACGCCGCCAGCGGGGCCAAUCAAAAGCUCACAUUGGCCCAUGAAAAAUGACCGUUGGCUCCAACCUUUCACCGUUUCCCCCGCUCCCUUCCUAUAUAUCUAGUCCCAAAAUUCGACCGUUGCAAACUCCCAAAGAGAACCCCUCCGACUCGCCAUUGCCAGGGAGAAACGCCACCGGAAGAAAGAAACCUCUCUGGUUUUCCCCGGCGGCGGUCCUCUCCAAAAUUCAUCCCCUGUCCAACAAUCAAAACGCCGGCCAAACAAUGGAUCCACAGACUAGAAGGAAGAGCGGACUCAAUCUCCCUGCCGGGAUGAACGAGACCUCCCUCCGCCUCGACAGCAUUGCCAAGCAAAAUCCAUCCGUUUCCUCCUCUUCGGCAUUUCGAGUCGCCUCGGUGUCUUCCCCGCGAAUGAUCUCCAGCCUAUCGUCGCCAUCGAAGACUUCCGUCUGCAGCGAUCGGUUCAUACCUUGCCGAUCGGCUUCCCGUCUCAACACAUUUGGGCUUCUGGACAAGCCGGCUGCGGCUGGUUCUCCGGUCAAAGAAGGAGGAGGGAACGAGACUUACGCUAGAUUAUUGAAAUGUGAGCUGUUUGGGUCUGAUUUUGGUUCUUUUUCUUCUUCCCCUGCAGGCAGCGGCGGUUUGGGAAGUCCGAAUAUGCUGAGGUUCAAGACCGAUCACUCUGGAGGUCCCAAUUCCCCGUAUUCUCCUUCGAUCAUGAGGCAGGAUAGUGGAAGUUCUAAUGAAGGUUCUACCCCUACUAAGCCUCCCCGCAAGGUCCCCAAGACUCCCCACAAGGUUUUAGAUGCUCCAUCUCUACAAGAUGACUUCUACUUAAAUGUGGUGGAUUGGUCAUCCCAGAAUGUGCUUGCAGUUGGAUUAGGGACUUGCGUGUAUUUAUGGUCUGCAUCAAACAGCAAAGUGACCAAGUUGUGUGAUUUAGGACCUAAUGAUAGUGUGUGCUCAGUACAAUGGACCAGGGAGGGUUCCUACAUAUCAGUUGGCACCCAUUUCGGGCAAGUUCAGGUGUGGGAUGGAACACAGUGCAAGCGGGUAAGGACAAUGGGAGGGCAUCAAACGAGGACAGGUGUAUUGGCUUGGAAUUCGCGGAUUCUGGCAUCAGGAAGCAGGGAUAGGAACAUACUUCAGCAUGAUCUUCGUGUUCCCAGCGACUUUGUUAGCAAGCUUGUUGGCCAUAAAUCUGAGGUGUGUGGAUUAAAAUGGUCUCAUGAUGACAGACAACUUGCAUCCGGUGGAAAUGACAAUCAGGUAACUGGAUCGAAUCGACUUCUAGUGUGGAACCAGCAAUCUCAGCAACCGAUUCUGAAGCUGACAGAACACACGGCGGCAGUGAAGGCGAUUACAUGGUCACCUCACCAGAGUGGGCUGCUUGCAUCUGGAGGUGGAACUGCUGAUAGAUGUAUUCGCUUCUGGAACACUACCACCGGCCAUCAGUUAAACCAUAUUGAUACCGGUAGCCAGGUAUGCAAUCUAGCUUGGAGCAAGAACGUGAACGAGCUGGUGAGCACACAUGGGUAUUCCCAGAACCAAAUCAUGGUGUGGAAGUAUCCAUCAUUAUCGAAGGUCGCAACUCUAACUGGGCACAGUUUGCGGGUUCUGUACCUUGCUAUGUCGCCUGAUGGUCAGACAAUAGUAACUGGAGCAGGAGAUGAAACUCUGCGGUUCUGGAAUGUCUUCCCAUCCAUGAAGACACCGGCGCCAGUGAAAGCUACAGGGCUUUGGUCUCUUGGACGAACGCACAUUAGAUGAUGAGAUUAUCAAUCAAUCUUCUACUAUUCAAUUCGUCCCCACCUACCAAGUUUAUAUUUUCCACUCAGGCAGAUUUGACAAAUAAUAUUUUAUGGAAACAGUUGUAUUGCUUUUAUCGAUUUUUUGGUAACUCUAAAGUCAGUUGUUU
Molecule: messenger RNA, 1983 nt
Organism: Linum tenue
Lineage: Eukaryota; Viridiplantae; Streptophyta; Magnoliopsida; Malpighiales; Linaceae
Source: the annotation of a GenBank genome assembly